This is a messenger RNA of Brachypodium distachyon (stiff brome), 1598 nucleotides long. RefSeq names its product transcription factor JAMYB. NCBI's taxonomy places the organism in Eukaryota, Viridiplantae, Streptophyta, Magnoliopsida, Poales, Poaceae. The record is from RefSeq and is a predicted model, not a curated record. Gene Ontology annotation, molecular function: sequence-specific DNA binding; DNA-binding transcription factor activity. Gene Ontology annotation, cellular component: nucleus. Bases 543 to 1523 code for a protein of 326 amino acids. The transcript has 2 exons. Gene Ontology annotation, biological process: regulation of DNA-templated transcription.
UUAUUAUUCCGCUGGACCCAGAAGUGGUUUCGUAGUAUCUUGAUCGAGAAGACAAGACACGCCUAUGAUGAGAUGUUCCAAGCAAUGUAUAGGCAAUAGGGCUCUAGAGGAGAAGGAAGAAUUGAGAAAAAAAAAUGUAGCUAGCUAGCUUUGGCCGUACGUGGGCGGGUCAACGGUCAAAGGUGGACCGGCGGGAGACGGACACGCUGAUUUCUUAACCCGUUUGAGUUUUGUUUACUCUGGCGACACGCGCGCACGCACGCCUUCUUCCUUCACUUUAGGCUUUAAUUACCACAGACCACAGUCACUGGCUAGUCGUCUUCUCGCUAAUUCCCUUCUCGACAUCGAUCGUCCAUCCCUAUAUAAACCCAAUAUAUCCGUCUCGAUCCCUCCACAUCUCCUCAAUCAAUCAAGCUCUAGCUCAUCUACUAGCUAGCUCGAUCAUCCAUACAUAGCUCCCAAAAUUAACACUCCACAGCUAGCGGCUCUACCACUUAGAUACUUCUUGUGGAUCGAUCGAGCUCGGAUUGAUCGUGCUGAUCAUGGACAUGGACAAGGAGUACUACAUGGGCAUGGAGGCGGCGAUGAGCCCGGGUGGCUCGUCGGAGCCGGCGAAGGCGGUGGCGGUGGCGGCGACGGCGAGCGAGGACGAAGGUGACCUGAGGAGGGGCCCCUGGACGGCGGAGGAGGACGCGCUGCUCGUGGACUACGUCGCCCAGCACGGCGAAGGCCGCUGGAACUCGCUCGCCCGAUGCGCCGGGUUGAGGAGAACGGGGAAGAGCUGCCGGCUGCGGUGGCUGAACUACCUCCGUCCGGACGUCCGGCGGGGCAACAUCACGGCAGAGGAGCAGCUGCUGAUCCUGGACCUGCACUCGCGCUGGGGCAACCGCUGGUCCAAGAUCGCGCAGCGGCUCCCCGGCAGGACGGACAACGAGAUCAAGAACUACUGGCGGACCCGGGUGCAGAAGCACGCCAGGCAGCUCCGGUGCGACGUCAACAGCCGACAGUUCCGGGACGUCGUCCGGCUAGUCUGGAUGCCCCGCCUCAUCGAGCGCAUGCACGCCGACGCCAACAACGCCGGUGUGCCGCCGGCGCCGGAGACGAUGACGACGACGAUGGCGACGCGUGCUGAUCAUCGUCAUGGGAUGAGUAGGAGUGAGCCGAUGAUAGGACGGGCGGCGGAUGCGACGGCGGAGAUGAGCCCCGACGACACCUCUAGCACGCUCCGGUCUUCGGUAUUGACGGCAGAGAUGGUGUCGACGAUGCACGAGGGGCAAUAUCGUCUCUCUCCGUGGGGCGCUGCAAGUGCUGUCACCACGAACAACGCGGAUGGUACGGCCGUGAAUUGCUUCGUGCGAAGGGAUGAGGGGGCGAUGGGCGGCGAUGAUCACGCGAUCCAUGGCGGUGACGAUGAGCUUGGCGGGAGCUGGUCGGAGCUCCUCGCUGCCACGGGACUACCAGAAUUCGAGUUCGGGGAUUUCGACGACAACUUGUGGAGCCUAGAGGACAUUUAUGCAAAUUAAAUUCAUAGAGUGACUUGACUAGUAUAUAGUAUGCAAAUUAAAUUCAUAGAGUGGUCUUCAAUUAUUUUUUUCCCA